UAUGUCUAUGGUCCCGUUGAGAAAGAGCACUGCUAUAGACUAAUUGCGACAGUAUCGUAAAGCGCCAAUGUUAUGGUCGUAAAUUGAAGCAGUCGCCAGUCGUCCUCUGAGCUGAGUUUUCAGUCGCCCUUCAGCCUUCAACACAAGACUGCUCUUCUCGGCCAAAACAGACAUCAACCCAGCGUUACAUCAUGGCAGGGACAAUUGCACGGAAAGCUAUUGACCACCUGAAGAGCAAAGACUUUAGGGAUUAUUUGAUGAGCACUCAUUUCUGGGGUCCCGUGGCAAACUGGGGUCUUCCUAUAGCGGCCAUCACAGACAUGAAGAAGAGCCCCGAGAUCAUCAGUGGCAGGAUGACCUUUGCUCUGUCCUGCUAUUCACUGCUCUUCAUGAGGUUUGCCUACAAGGUGCAGCCACGCAACUGGCUACUGUUUGCUUGCCAUUUGACCAAUGAGGCAGCACAGCUGACCCAGGGAGCUCGUCUCAUCAAAUACAACAUGGAGAAGAAGAAGGGAUCCUAGUGAGCAGAGUGAAGCAGAUGCAGAACAGAACGUUCACGGAGUGGCACCCUGCUGCUUCAACAGCCACCUAAACCUGGACAUCAAAACUAAUGUAUCUAAAUAUCUAAUUAUUGAUACUGUGGUACUUGCACCAUUAAUGUGAACCGGAGGUUACCACGGUUGAUCUACCACAUGAGGUUUUAAUCACUUUUUACUGCACAAACCCCUCCAAGAAUUUAGGUCAACUACUGUUUGGUUUUUAAGAUUUUUGCAAUAUUCAACACAUUGACACACAAAACUAUAACAUGGGUGAAUGUACAGUCUUGUACAGUCUUGUCAUUACCAUUACUAUUUUCAUUACUAUCUUACCUACUUAGUGAUUGAAAUAUUAAUGAAUUUCGCAGAGAACUUAGCCUGAGGUCAGUUUUUGCAAAUAUGGCCACGUGAUGGCAAAUUAUCGCAUGCUAAGCAUACAGACUUUGUUGAUUAACCUUUACUUAAACACAAAGGACACACUGAGUGUUAAGCUAAGAGUGUGUACGAGCAUCCAAUUUGGUAUAGUUUUUAUUGCAGUAUGACAAAUAAGACAAGUUGUUUCUGUCAGUGCUGACCAAACAUAUACUGUAUAUUAUGCAUUGUCAUAUGUCAUGCACUUUAAUUUAUUGUCAUUAUAUAAUUCACAUUAUUCUUUCUCAAAUUAAUGAAUUGUUUCUCUUAGUUUGUUCAAAUAAACUGGCUGUAACAACAA
Molecule: messenger RNA, 1248 nt
Organism: Etheostoma cragini (Arkansas darter)
Lineage: Eukaryota; Metazoa; Chordata; Actinopteri; Perciformes; Percidae
Gene: mpc1
Product: mitochondrial pyruvate carrier 1
Exons: 5
Coding region: 192-521 (109 amino acids)
Biological process (GO): pyruvate import into mitochondria
Cellular component (GO): mitochondrial inner membrane
Source: RefSeq, a predicted model, not a curated record